Molecule: messenger RNA, 3762 nt
Organism: Oryctolagus cuniculus (rabbit)
Lineage: Eukaryota; Metazoa; Chordata; Mammalia; Lagomorpha; Leporidae
Gene: NLRX1
Product: NLR family member X1
Molecular function (GO): protein binding
Source: RefSeq, a predicted model, not a curated record
CGCCUUGGCUCGUCCCUUCCCGCACCCGCUGCCGGGGCGGGCUCCGUGCAGGCGGGCCGAGCGGCCGGGAAGCGCCGCUCCCAGCGAGCCGGGGACUCCGGGAGGCCGCGGGAGACGCCGGCCGCCCGGGGCGCGGUAAAGGCCUGGCCGCGCCGGGCGGGGGCUGGGCGGGGAAGCGGCGCUGGUCCGGCGCCUCGCGACCAGGAGGACCGGGCUGGGCCGCUGAGUGGUGGGCAUUCUGGCAGCUUCCCCACCUUGGUGCCCGAGACCAGUGGAAACGAGGAGAGCUGUUUGGGACCCACUGGCCGGCCCAAGAGCAGGAUAGAGGGUGGCACUAAGGCCGUCUGGCUUCUCUCCCAGAAUGAGAUGGGGCCGCCAUUUGCCCAGGGCCUACUGGGGCUCUGGUCUGGGAAGAUCACCACCACCCCCAGGCGAUUGUACCUCCUCCCUGGUCCGCCGGAGCUGGCCCCUUAAAGGGGAGCACCCCCUUGCGCCCCCUAGGGCCUUUGCACGCCACCGUGGGAGCUCAGCUGACAGUGCUCCCCCACCAGGGAGGCACGGACAGCUGUUCAGGAGCGUCUCAGCAGCUGAGGCCAUCCAGCGGCACCGCCGGAACCUGGCUGAGUGGUUCAGCCGGCUGCCCAGGGAGGAACGUCAGUUUGGGCCAACCUUUGCGCUGGACACAGUUCACGUUGACCCUGUGAUCCGUGAGAGCACCCCCGAUGAGCUCCUGCGUCCACCUGCCGAGCUGGCCGUGGAGCAGCAGCCGCUGCUACCGGGGCCCCCGCCGCUCGCCCUGUCUCAGCUCUUUGAGCCAGAUGCCUGCGGGCGCCGGGUACAGACUGUGGUGCUCUAUGGCACGGUGGGCACAGGCAAGAGCACGCUGGUGCGCAAGAUGGUUCUGGAUUGGUGUUACGGGCGGCUGCCAGCCUUCGAGCUGCUCAUCCCCUUCUCCUGUGAGGACCUGUCGUCCCUGGGCCCUGCCCCAGCCUCCUUGUGCCAACUGGUGGCCCAGCGCUACGCGCCCCUGAAGGAGAUUCUGCCCCUGAUGGCUGCAGCCGGGUCUCGCCUGCUGUUUGUGCUCCAUGGCCUGGAGCGGCUCAACCUCGACUUCCGGCUGGCGGGCACAGGGCUUUGUAGUGACCCCCAGGAGCCGGGGGCACCGGCUGCUGUCAUCGUCAACCUGCUACGCAAAUACAUGCUCCCCGAGGCGAGCAUCCUGGUGACCACACGGCCCUCUGCCGUCGGCCGCAUCCCCAGCAAGUACGUGGGCCGCUACGGAGAGAUCUGCGGCUUCUCUGAUACCAACCUGCAGAAGCUCUACUUCCAGCUCCGCCUCAACCAGCCGGACUGUGGGCACGGCGCGGGGGGAGCCGGUGUCUCAGCCACGCCCGCUCAGCGCGACAACCUGGUGCAGAUGCUCUCGCGGAACCUGGAGGGCCACCACCAGAUCGCCGCCGCCUGCUUCCUGCCCUCCUAUUGCUGGCUCGUCUGUGCCACCUUACACUUCCUGCAUGCGCCUACGCCUCCCGGCCAGACCCUCACCAGCAUCUACACCAGCUUCUUGCGCCUCAACUUCAGUGGGGAGACGCUGGACAGCACCGACCCCUCCAAUCUGUCCCUGAUGGCCUAUGCAGCGCGAACCAUGGGCAAGCUGGCCUACGAGGGCGUGUCCUCUCGCAAGACCUACUUCUCGGAGGAGGACGUCCGGGGCUGCCUGGAAGCCGGCAUCAGGACGGAAGAGGAGUUCCAGCUGCUCCACGUCUUCCGCCGGGAUGCCCUGAGGUUCUUCCUGGCCCCGUGUGUGGAGCCGGGGCACCUGGGCUCGUUCGUGUUCACUGUGCCCGCCAUGCAAGAAUACCUGGCCGCCCUCUACAUCGUGCUGGGGCUGCGCAAGACCACCCUGCAGCGGGUGGGCAAGGAAGUGGCCGAGCUCGUGGGCCGUGUCGGGGAGGACGUCAGCCUGGUGCUGGGCAUUGUGACCAAGCUGCUGCCGCUGCGGAUUCUGCCCGUGCUCUUCAACUUGCUCAAGGUGGCCCCGCGAGUGUUCGGCCGCGUGGUGGGGAAGAGCCGGGAGGCAGUAGCCCAGGCCAUGGUGCUGGAGAUGUUUCGGGAGGAGGACUACCACAACGAUGACGUUCUGGACCAGAUGGGCGCCAGCAUCCUGGGCGUGGAGGGCCCCCGGCGCCACCCGGACGAGCCCCCCGAGGAUGAAGUCUUUGAGCUCUUCCCCAUGUUCAUGGGGGGGCUGCUCUCUGCGCACAACCGGCUCGUGCUGGCUCAGCUCGGCUGUCCCAUCAAGAACAUGGACGCCCUGGAGAACACUCAGGCCAUCAAGAAGAAGCUGGACAAGCUGGGCCGGCAGCCGCUGCCCCCCUCGGAGCUCCUUGACCACCUGUUCUUCCACUACGAGUUCCAGAACCAGCGCUUCUCCGCGGAGGUGCUCAGCUCCCUGCGCCAGCUCCACCUGGCCGGGGUGCGCAUGACACCCCUCAAGUGCACGGUGGUGGCGGCUGUGCUGGGCAGCGGGAGGCAUGCCCUGGACGAGGUGAACUUGGCCUCCUGCCAGCUGGACCCUGCCGGGCUGCGCACACUCAGGCCCGUCUUGCUGCGUGCCCGGAAGCUGGGCCUGCAACUCAACAGCCUGGGCCCCGACGCCUGCAGGGACCUCCGAGACCUGCUGCUGGACGAACAGUGCCAAAUCAGCACGCUGCGGCUGUCCAACAACCCGCUGACAGCUGCAGGUGUCGCCCUGCUCAUGGAGGGGCUGGCGGGAAACACUUCGCUGACACACCUGUCCCUGCUGCACACCGGCCUUGGAGAUGAGGGCCUGGAGCUGCUGGCUGCCCAGCUGGAUAGAAACCAGCAGCUGCAGGAGCUGAACGUGGCCUACAAUGGCGCUGGCGACACCGCGGCCCUGGCCCUGGCCAAGGCUGCCCGGGAGCACCCGUCCCUGGAGCUGCUACACCUCUACUUCAACGAGCUGAGCUCCGAGGGCCGCCAGGUCCUGCGGGACCUGGGGGCUGCUGCUGGAGGCGGCGCCCGGGUGGUGGCUUCUCUGACAGAGGGGACGGCAGUGUCUGAGUACUGGUCCGUGAUCCUCAGCGAAGUCCAGCGGAACCUCAACAGCUGGGAUCGGGCCCGGGUCCGGCGCCACCUCGAGCUGCUGCUGCGGGAUCUAGAAGACAGCCGCGGGGCCACCCUCAAUCCUUGGCGCAAGGCCCAGCUGCUGCGGGUGCAGGGCGAGGUCAGAGCCCUUGUGGAGCAGCUGGGAGCCCCCGGAAGCUGAGCGCCAGUGCCAGCAGGCACCCCAGCUUGUGACCACUGGCCCCGAACCCCUUCCCUCUGUGGCCUCCUGGCUUGGACCACCCCUUCUAGAAGGAGCCCUUCAAGGCUGGAGGCAAAGGAAUGGGCAGAGCUAGGCCAGCUGCCCUCCUGGGAGCUGCCCAGUCAGUGCCCCCAAGUCUUGAUGGCUUGGCUUGGAGCUGCACAUGCCUCCUCUCCCUUUAGGGUGGCUUGAUUGCCCCGUGGCACUGCCACCAAAGCUUGUCUCUCUCCCUCCUCUCAGGGAGCCUCUGAUUGGGCCAUACUUCUUACAUUGGCCAUGCCCGGGGUGUUGGGAGGGCCUGGGCCUGCCUCUUGCCCCUCUGUGGACACUGUUGGUGCUCACACACUGGUGCUCCCCCUCCGCCCUCAUGGUACUGAUGUUGCCCAGGGCAGGUGUAGCCAGCUCGCUGCUAGUAAAAAGCCGUGUGUCUUCCA